Molecule: messenger RNA, 1406 nt
Organism: Cololabis saira (Pacific saury)
Lineage: Eukaryota; Metazoa; Chordata; Actinopteri; Beloniformes; Belonidae
Gene: hsd17b3
Product: hydroxysteroid (17-beta) dehydrogenase 3
Exons: 11
Coding region: 57-1022 (321 amino acids)
Cellular component (GO): endoplasmic reticulum
Molecular function (GO): testosterone dehydrogenase (NADP+) activity
Source: RefSeq, a predicted model, not a curated record
UGUUCUCUUAGCAGGCACAGAGAGGUUUCAGUCCUCUGCUAAACUGCCAGACAAGAAUGGAUCGGAUCGAGCUGUUUUUCAUUUCUCUUGGUUCAGCAGUUAUCGUGUACUAUGGAGUGAAACUCCUGCUUUUUAGUAGAAUGCUUUUUCCAAAAUUGUGGUUUCCAUUGUCGAAAACCUUCUUCACAUCUAUGGGAGACUGGGCAGUGGUGACCGGUUCUUCAGAGGGCAUAGGAAGAGCAUACGCGUUUGCGCUGGCUGAGCAAGGAAUGAACGUUGUUAUCAUGAGCCGAACCAAAGCAGUACUGGAUCAGGUGGCAGAGGAAAUAAGUGGCACCACAGGACAGUGCGUGAAAACAAUAGCGACAGACUUCACUAAUGAAAAUGUCUUCAGUGAAAUUCAGGAGCAGCUUAAGGACCUCAACAUUGGGGUUUUAGUUAACAAUGUGGGCAUUCUGCCCAGCUACAUCCCUUCUAAGUUCCUAGAGACUGAAGAGUUGGACAAGACAAUUACAAAAGUGAUAAAUUGCAAUGUGAAAAGCAUGGUCAAGAUGUGCAAAAUAAUCCUCCCAGGCAUGACGAACAGGGGAAAAGGAGUGAUUGUGAAUAUUUCAUCAGGAAUUGCGUCUAUUCCAUCCCCCCUGUUCACCCUUUAUGGUGCCUCAAAGGUUUUUGUGGAGAGGUUCUCUCAAGGCUUACAAGCAGAAUACAAAGAUAACGGUAUUCUUAUUCAGGCAGUGGCCCCAUUUGGGGUCUCGACUCGAAUGGCAGGUUACCAGAGAACAAACGCUGUGACUCUGUCACCGGAAGACUUCGUGAAAAACUCUCUGCAGUACCUCCAAGCUGGAGACAAAACUUACGGCAGUAUCUGCCACAUCAUUCUGGGCUGGUUACUACAGUCCAUUCCCCUCAAGGUCCUUCAUGCAGAGUCUGUGCUACAGUGUCUACAGAACUACGUUAAGAAGAAAAUGAGACAGCAGUCAGUUUCUGAACUAACUUCUGAAAAAAGUAACAAGGAAUAGGAAAUCAAUGUGAAAUUGUACUCGAAGGCUCACUGUGAAUAAACAGACAAUGAAUAUUGUAGCUUGGAAAACCAGUAUUAUGAAGAAAAGCUGUCACGUUCCAUCAGUUUUUUAAUGUUCAGAUGGACAUCUGUAUCUACAUGUAUAUCUAUCCACUACAAACAGUUAACGCAGGAACUUGUGAUACUGCUUUUUGAUUUGAAAAUUGUGUUUUAUUUUUUGUGCGUAUAUUAUCUAGAGAGUGGUUGAGUGGGGUUUAGCUAUGGCCGACCAAUGAUGAUUUUACUUAUAAACAUUGUCAUUAUAUUUUCUGUUUGUAUCUUAAUAAAGAUACUUAGAAGUAAUUAUGUAUGGUCAUUAAAAGUUUGAUAAAACAAUAAAACU